CCGAAGCGGAACCGGUCUGUGCGCCUGCGCUGAUCCGCACACGUGCGCGGAAACAACAGGCGACCUCCGCGCGCAUUUAACAAGUCCUAGAGCGCGCUGGGCUCGGUUUGGGCCUCCUCUGUGUGAACGGAUCCUCCGGUGUGUUUGAGAGAUGAGCGACACGCACGAGUCGAGCGGAGGCCCCGGGCCCGCGUCUCACGAGCGCGCUGAACCGGCAGAGGGCGCCAGAGCCGCGGUGGUGAGUCCAGCCAUCUCUCGUUCAGAAAGUGAACCGUUUGUGAUCAUGCCCGUGUUUAAUGCGUCUGAUUGGCUGGACGAGUGUCUGCAGGCCAUACUGGAGCAGGAUUUCUCGGAUCGUAUGGAGCUCUCCGCGUACAACGACGGCAGUACGGAUAAUUCCCGAGAGCUGCUGGAUAAAUGGAGGCAGAGGUUUGAGGAGCGAGGUGUUUCUGUGCUGAUCUCGGGCCACAGCUCACCCAGCCCCCGUGGAGUUGGAUUCGCUAAGAACCAGGCGGUGCGUCAGAGCUCCGGACGAUUCCUCUGCUUUCAGGACGCCGACGACGUCAUGAAGCCUCAGAGAGUUCGAGUACAGUAUGAAGCCGCCGCAGCGAAUCCAAACACAAUCGUGGGUUGUAGAGUGUGUCGUGUUCCCGAGGGCUCCACUGAACGUUACACCCGCUGGAUCAACUCUCUGGAUCCGGAGCAGCUCCUCACACAGGUGUUCACGCCCCACGGGCCGACGGUCGUCAUGCCCACCUGGUUCUGCUCUCGUGAUUGGUUUGAGGAGGUGGGUGUGUUCGACGAGGGAGGGAAGGGCGUUCCUGAGGAUCUGCUCUUCUUCUACCAGAGUCUUCGUCGAGGAGGUCACGUGAUCCGGCUGGAUGACUGUCUGCUGGUUUACCGCUAUCAUGAACACGCAGCUACUCAUUCAGUGCUGGAGGAGACCAUCUGGAGCCUCCGCGUCGACUUCCUGCAGGAGCGAGUGCUGAGCCGGUGGGAGUCCUUCAGCAUCUGGAGCGCAGGGAAACAGGGCCGAAGACUGUACCGCAGCUUGAGUCCCGGCAACCAGAGGAAGGUGAAAGCGUUCUGUAGCGUAGAUGAGAAGAAAAUUCAGAAAGGCUUUACACAUACGUGAGGGUCAAAGGACCGACCCAAACCCAGGAUUCCUGUGCUGCACUUCACCAGAGCUUCCCCGCCGUUCAUCGUGUGUGUGAAGCUGGACUUGACCGGAGGAGUCCUGGAGGCAAACCUGCGCCGCUGCAGCUGA
Messenger RNA from Puntigrus tetrazona (Sumatra barb), 1267 nucleotides. It is a transcript of the gene b3gntl1, whose product is annotated as UDP-GlcNAc:betaGal beta-1,3-N-acetylglucosaminyltransferase-like 1. The transcript has 12 exons. Lineage: Eukaryota; Metazoa; Chordata; Actinopteri; Cypriniformes; Cyprinidae. The record is from RefSeq and is a predicted model, not a curated record.